Messenger RNA from Aspergillus saccharolyticus JOP 1030-1, 1452 nucleotides. Its product is annotated as peptidase. Gene Ontology annotation, biological process: proteolysis. Gene Ontology annotation, molecular function: metalloexopeptidase activity. The transcript has 6 exons. The record is from RefSeq and is a predicted model, not a curated record. The coding region runs from base 32 to 1369 and encodes 445 amino acids. NCBI's taxonomy places the organism in Eukaryota, Fungi, Ascomycota, Eurotiomycetes, Eurotiales, Aspergillaceae.
CCACACCUCCACUGAUCUCCACCUCCUUGCCAUGAUGCGACCGACUCUAUUGACCCUCUCACUGCUCCUGAGCACCGCUCAGUCUGCACUCGGCGUCGCCAACGCUCCCCCGAGCACCCAACAAAUCCUCGAGUCCACCAACCAAGCCCCCUACAGCCACGAUGACGCCAUCUUCGUCCUCGACGAAGACAGCGUGCACGCCGCCCUCCACGCGCAUCCCAACGACCCAGUGGCUGCCUUUCUAUCGCUGAGCCCGGGUAGCGCCGAUUUUCUCGCCCAACCCCGGUUGCUACACGUCCGCGGAGAAUCCCGCCCGCAAUGGAUGACCGAAGGCGACAAGCUGCUGCUGCGUCAACAGGGGAAGAAGUUCAUGGACAUUACGGACCAUGAAGAUUACUAUGCUGCGCAGAUGCAUGCUCUAGCCGGAUCCGCGAAUCUGCCCGACUUGACGCACCAACGCUAUGUGCGACCGCUCUUUGAUCAGGUCGAAAAGGCGCACAUGGAGUAUGUUCUUCGCCACAUGACCGGCUACUACAACCGGUACUACGGCGGAAUUCAUGGCGAGAUGAGCUCUCAGUGGCUUUACCAGCACAUUGCUAAGAUCAUCGACGAAUCUCCCUUCCGCACCCAUAUCUCGCUCGAAUACUUCACACACACCUUCCCCCAGUCGUCGAUCAUUGCGCGCUUCGAGCCCAAGGUCCGCAACUUUUCGCUCCCCCUGACGAUCCUCGGCGCCCAUCAAGAUUCGGCCAACUACUUGUUCCCGCUUCUCCCGGCGCCUGGCGCCGACGACGACUGCUCGGGUACGGUCAGCAUCCUCGAGGCGUUCCGCGUCCUCGCCACGAGCGGCUACACCCCCAAGAACGGACCGGUGGAGUUCCACUGGUACGCGGCUGAGGAGGGUGGACUUUUGGGGAGUCAGGCUAUUGCGCGGUAUAAGAAGGAGUCGGGGGCGCGAAUUGGUGCUAUGCUGGAGUUUGAUAUGACGGCAUUCGUGGCCCGUAACUCGACCGAAGAGAUCGGAUUCAUUGUGACGGAAGCGGAUGCAGCGCUGACGAACUGGACCGUCAACCUCAGCCGGGAGUAUAUCUCCAUCCCGACCGAGGCUUAUGAGCUGGGAGCUGGCGCUGGCUCGGACUACAUGUCCUUCACGCAGCUCAACUACCCGUCGGCCUUUGCCUCGGAGGGUAAUCCUUUGGCCGGGGGCAAGAUGCCCGGUAACUCCGACCCUUAUAUUCACGGGGUGAACGACACGAUGGACAUUGAUGAUGAGACGGGGUAUUUCUCGAUUGAUCACAUGGCCCGUUUCACCGAGUUGGCCAUUGCCUUUGCAGUCGAACAAGGUGGCUGGGAUAAUAAAUGGCGGUGAAUGGCAGUCUGACUCUCCGCAUGUUCAACUAAACUGAAACGCAGUUUUACAGUAUACGUCCAAUCUAUGUACAUGUUUUGAGA